AUGGAGGCCCCAUCGCGGCUGCUGCACGGCACCGGGGUCCCGCUGCCCGCCGGCAUCGCGCAGGCCCCGCCGGCCGCCGCCGGGGAUCCGGCCGCUGCCUCCGCCGCACCGGGGCCGCCGGCCGCGCACCACGACACGGGCGAUGUCCUGCAGCAGAUCAUGGCCAUCACCGACCAGAGCCUGGAUGAGGCCCAGGCCAGAAAGCAUGCCUUGAACUGCCACAGAAUGAAGCCUGCUCUGUUCAGCGUCCUGUGUGAGAUCAAGGAGAAAACAGUGUUAAGUAUUCGUGGUAUUCAGGAAGAAGAUCCCCCAGAUGCUCAACUAAUGAGACUAGAUAACAUGUUGCUGGCGGAGGGUGUCUCCGGGCCCGAGAAAAGAGGAAGAGGAGGACCGAUGGCUGUAGCAGCAACAUCAGGUGGCUGUCCAAAUGACAAUAGCAUUGAGCACUCUGACUACAGGGCCAAGCUGUCACAGAUCCGACAGAUAUACCACUCUGAGCUAGAGAAAUAUGAACAGGCCUGCAGUGAGUUCACCACCCAUGUCAUGAACCUGCUCAGGGAGCAGAGUCGGACGAGGCCCAUCUCGCCCAAGGAAAUCGAGCGCAUGGUGAACAUCAUCCACGGGAAGUUCAGCACCAUCCAGAUGCAGCUGAAGCAGAGCACGUGCGAGGCCGUGAUGAUCCUGCGCUCGCGCUUCCUUGACGCUAGGCGUAAACGGCGGAACUUCAGCAAACAGGCAACAGAGGUGCUGAAUGAGUAUUUUUAUUCACAUCUGAGUAAUCCUUACCCCAGUGAAGAGGCCAAAGAAGAGCUAGCAAAGAAAGGUGGCAUCACAGUUUCACAGGUUUCCAACUGGUUUGGUAACAAAAGAAUUCGCUACAAGAAAAACAUGGGGAAGUUCCAAGAAGAAGCCAAUAUUUAUGCUGCAAAAACAGCUGUGGAUGCAACUAAUGUUGUGGCUCAAGGCAACCAGGCAAAUUCUCCAUCUACACCAAAUUCAGCUUCCUCUGGCUCUUUUAAGAUGACAAAUUCCAGCGAUUCGUUUAUCAACUUGCAGUCCUUGACUUCCUACCAGAGCUCUCCAGUGGGAGCCAAUGUGCAGUCACAGAUGGAUUCCUUACACCAUGUCAUACACCAGGCAGGAAGAUAUGACACAAUCGUGGGGAAUCCUUUGUAUACGACGCAGCGCAUAGAUGCUAAUGGCAGCUGGCAGGAUGCUCCCACCCCUUCAUCCAUCACCUCCCCGGCCGGAGACCCUGGCAGCGUGAAUUCUGAUGCAUCUAAUUAAGUCUAUAGGACUUGUUGAUGAGAGGAAAGGGGUCGUUAGUGUCAUUUGUCAGUGUCGCUCUAUUGUUUCACACAACUCAGCUGAUUACCUCAGAAACCAGCCCCGUCCCCAUGCCUGGAACCAGGAGCUUGGGAUUCCAAGGAUACCUCUUCUACCUCUCCCUUCUUUUGUGCCCCUUUGGGAUGUGAACCGGUUCUGACAGAACUCUCGCUUCCUUUUCCGAACCAAAUCCACUUUGUUUUCUUACAGCCAGCACCUAAGCAAUGGCACUUCUAAGGUUUUUCAGCUUCAGGAAGAUGGGACUUGUUUUGGUUUCUGUCACGGGUUUGUUUUUUUACUAUGGCUUUUCUGUUCUAGUCAAUAGCUAUUAACAGUUACCCUCCCCGUGUUGUAAUUGUAGGCGUUCUCUGUAUCGUCAUUUUGUAGAGGAAAAUAAGCUUUUCUUAUCUAGACUCCAUUGGCAGCCAAUUCAUGGGAAUUGCUUUACCAAAACUCACCCCUUGGCCUUCGGGUCGGACCCUGCCAUCCUCCUCCAUCCCAUGCCUCCCAUGUCUCGUGAACCGAACCAGCCGCGGCCGAGGAGCGGUGUCUGUGAACCAAGAGUCCGCCCCUUUCCCUUGGGAUUUGAUCCAAGAUAAUAAACUUCCAAAGCCUUUUUUCCCCUUU
Melopsittacus undulatus (budgerigar) is the source of this 1953-nucleotide messenger RNA. Its product is annotated as pre-B-cell leukemia transcription factor 4. The record is from RefSeq and is a predicted model, not a curated record. Gene Ontology annotation, cellular component: nucleus. Bases 1 to 1287 code for a protein of 428 amino acids. Gene Ontology annotation, biological process: embryonic organ development; brain development; animal organ morphogenesis. The transcript is spliced from 9 exons. Gene Ontology annotation, molecular function: DNA-binding transcription factor activity; RNA polymerase II cis-regulatory region sequence-specific DNA binding. NCBI's taxonomy places the organism in Eukaryota, Metazoa, Chordata, Aves, Psittaciformes, Psittaculidae.